AUGUGUAUGUACGAGCAUCUUCUCUUUUUAUGUGUUUCCGUAUAUGUUGACUUGACUCGACGGGUUGACAACGCAAUAAAAAGACGGGUGGAACGUUCACUGCAAGUUUGGCAGACAGCCUUCACGGGCCUGUUGGUCGCGUCCUCCGACCACAUGCCGCCCAGCGGGGUGCAACGCUCGUCAACAAUAAGGUGCAGCCACCGUCACCGGCCUCAGCCCACUUAG
This is a messenger RNA of Purpureocillium lilacinum, 225 nucleotides long. Lineage: Eukaryota; Fungi; Ascomycota; Sordariomycetes; Hypocreales; Ophiocordycipitaceae. The record is from RefSeq and is a predicted model, not a curated record.